Molecule: messenger RNA, 1410 nt
Organism: Hemiscyllium ocellatum (epaulette shark)
Lineage: Eukaryota; Metazoa; Chordata; Chondrichthyes; Orectolobiformes; Hemiscylliidae
Gene: mapk10
Product: mitogen-activated protein kinase 10
Exons: 12
Coding region: 19-1410 (463 amino acids)
Biological process (GO): protein phosphorylation; JNK cascade
Cellular component (GO): cytoplasm; nucleus
Molecular function (GO): ATP binding; JUN kinase activity
Source: RefSeq, a predicted model, not a curated record
AUUUCCCUGCAGGUAUUUAUGAGCCGACAUUUCUUGUAUUACUGCAGUGAACCUAUCUUGGAUGUGAAAAUAGCGUUUUGUCAGGGAUUUGGCAAACAAGUGGAUGUUUCAUAUAUUGCUAAACACUACAACAUGAGUAAAAGCAAAGUGGACAACCAGUUCUACAGCGUAGAAGUAGGUGAUUCUACCUUCACAGUUCUCAAACGCUACCAGAAUCUAAAGCCCAUUGGAUCUGGGGCUCAGGGAAUUGUAUGUGCUUCAUAUGAUGCUGUACUUGAUAGAAAUGUGGCCAUUAAGAAACUCAGCAGACCAUUUCAGAACCAGACGCAUGCCAAACGGGCUUAUCGAGAACUCGUACUCAUGAAAUGUGUCAACCACAAAAACAUCAUCAGUUUAUUAAAUGUGUUUACACCUCAAAAAUCACUAGAAGAAUUCCAGGAUGUCUAUUUGGUUAUGGAACUGAUGGAUGCCAACCUAUGCCAGGUAAUCCAAAUGGAACUGGAUCAUGAGCGAAUGUCCUACCUACUGUACCAGAUGCUGUGUGGCAUCAAACACCUCCAUUCUGCUGGCAUUAUUCACAGGGAUCUAAAACCCAGCAACAUUGUGGUAAAGUCAGACUGCACACUGAAAAUCCUUGACUUUGGCCUGGCAAGGACUGCCGGAACAAGCUUCAUGAUGACUCCCUAUGUAGUAACCCGUUAUUAUAGAGCACCAGAAGUAAUUCUGGGGAUGGGGUACAAAGAAAAUGUGGAUAUUUGGUCUGUGGGAUGCAUUAUGGGAGAAAUGGUCCGCCACAAAAUCCUCUUUCCAGGAAGGGACUAUAUUGAUCAAUGGAAUAAAGUCAUUGAGCAGUUGGGAACGCCUUCCCCAGAGUUCAUGAAGAAGUUGCAGCCCACUGUUCGUAACUAUGUGGAGAAUAGGCCUAAGUACACAGGACACACUUUCCCCAAGCUCUUCCCAGACUGUCUCUUCCCAGCAGACUCGGAGCACAAUAAACUAAAAGCCAGCCAAGCCAGAGAUCUUCUAUCCAAAAUGUUGGUUAUUGACCCUGCCAAACGAAUAUCUGUGGAUGAAGCCUUACAGCACCCAUACAUAAAUGUCUGGUAUGAUCCAGCUGAAGUUGAGGCGCCUCCUCCCCAAAUCUAUGACAAGCAGCUUGAUGAGAGAGAACACAGUAUAGAUGAAUGGAAAGAAUUAAUCUACAAGGAGGUAAUGGAUUUUGAAGAGAAAACUAAAAACGGUGUUGUGAAGGGACAACCCUCUCCCUCAGGUGCAGCAGUGAAUAGCAGCGAAAGUCUUCCUCCAUCCUCAUCAGUAAACGACAUCUCAUCCAUGUCAACCGAUCAGACCCUUGCUUCAGACACUGACAGCAGCCUGGAAACUUCAGCAGGACCGCUUUGUUGCAGGUGA